Ictidomys tridecemlineatus (thirteen-lined ground squirrel) is the source of this 7905-nucleotide messenger RNA. It is a transcript of the gene Greb1, whose product is annotated as growth regulating estrogen receptor binding 1. Gene Ontology annotation, biological process: multicellular organism development. Lineage: Eukaryota; Metazoa; Chordata; Mammalia; Rodentia; Sciuridae. The record is from RefSeq and is a predicted model, not a curated record.
GGGCGGUCCUGCGCAGUGGCCUUCCCUGGGGCGCGGGCACCCGGACACUGCAGAGGGGGAACUGCGUCCUUGGCGGGGACUAGGACCCGGGAGGCUAAAAUUGGGGCGCAGACAGGGGCCCCGCUGCUGCUGGUGUCACCCGCCUCUGGCCCGACGCUUGGCGCCCAGAGCCGCCCUCAUCCCCAACCUGGUCCCGGCCGGGGUCCAGAGGCGGCGGAGCCCACUGGCCGGCCUCCUGAGCGGCCGCCCGGAAGACCCGGAGAAGUGGAUUGCAGGGGGCGGCGGGGGUCAGGGGUCGAGUCCUUCGCGCCGGCUGGGGCUCCAGAGAUCCGGGCUUUGCCGAGCGCCUCGCUCUCGGGCCGGGCCGGGCGAGGCGGCUGGGAGCGCAGCCUGCAGGCUGGGCUGGCCCUUCGACGGCGGCGGGCGCUGGGCGGCGGGGUCCGGCGGCCGGAGGACAAAGGACCCGAGAAGAUGGGGAACUCCUACGCCGGGCAGCUGAAGGCCACGCGGUUCGAGGAGGUCCUGCACAACUCCAUCGAGGCCUCCCUGCGCUCCAACAACCUAGUGCCCCGGCCCGUCUUCUCCCAGCUCUACCUGGAGGCCGAGCAGCAGCUCUCCUCCCUGGAAGGUGGCAGCCGCGUGGACAAUGAGGAAGAAGAGGAAGAGGGGGAAGGAGGACCAGACCCCAACGGUCCCCCCAAUCCCUACCAGCUGCCCCCCGCACCCGAAGGCUGCUGCACCACGGAUGGGUUCUGCCAGGCCGGGAAGGACCUGCGCCUCGUCUCCAUGUCCAGCGAGCCCGUCGACGUCCCCGCAGGCUUCCUGCUGGUGGGGGCCAAGUCCCCCAGCCUGCCGGACCAUCUCCUGGUGUGUGCAGUUGACAAGCGGUUCUUGCCGGACGACAACGGCCACAACGCUCUGCUUGGUUUCUCUGGGAACUGCGUGGGCUGUGGAAAGAAGGGCUUCUGCUACUUCACGGACUUCUCCAAUCACAUAAACCUGAAGCUGACCACCCAGCCCAAGAAGCAGAAGCACCUGAAGUACUACCUGGUCCGCAAUGCCCAGGGGACGCUGACCAAGGGACCUUUGAUCUGCUGGAAGGGCUCAGAGUUCAGAAGCCGGCAGAGCUCCGCUGGGACUUGCUCCAGCUCUCUCUUCCCGCCGCUGGACAGCUCGGGGCCUCUGGCUGCCUUCCCCAGCGAGUCCGUUCCUGGGACGAACCCCGGCGUCCUGAUGGGAGCCCAACAGGCAGGACCAGCCCCCGACCACCCCUCGCUGACCUCAGCCUCGGGCCCAGCUGUCUUCAACGGCAAAGAUUCCCCCAAGCACCAGCAGCUGGCGAAGAGCAGCCUGUCAGCCGCGCCUCGGCCCUCGGCCCUAGGUAUCUUGCCAAACUCCGGGCCCCCAAAAAAACGCCACAAAGGGUGGUCUCCAGAAUCUCCAUCAGCUACAGAUGGCGGCUACUCUCAGAGUAGCGGGAACAGAGCUAAGUAUGAGGGUGCAGGUGUGUCCUGUGUGCCUCAGGCUGGCUUGGUGGGACCAGCCUCAGUCUCCUUUCCCGUGGUGGCCUCUGGAGAACCAGUGUCGGUCCCUGACAACUUGCUGAAGAUAUGCAAGGCCAAGCCGGUGAUAUUUAAAGGCCACGGGAACUUCCCUUACCUCUGCGGGAACCUGAGCGACGUGGUGGUCAGCCCCCUGUUGUACACCUGCUACCAGAAUUCCCAGUCCAUCUCCAGGGCGUACGAACAGUGCGGAGCCUCCAGCAUCCAGCCCAUCUCGGAGGAGAUGCAGCUUCUGCUCACUGUCUACUACCUCGUCCAGCUGGCGGCAGACCAGGUGCCUUUAAUGGAGGACUUGGAGCAGAUCUUCCUCCGCUCCUGGCGUGAGUCACACCUGACUGAGAUCCGGCAGUACCAGCAGGUGCCUUCCCAGCCCUACCCACCUGCGCCAAGCACCGCAACACCAGUGACCUCUGCGCAGCUGCCCUGGUUGGCUGGCCUGGCCGCCAGCUCCUGCAACGACAGCGUGCACGUCAUUGAGUGCGCCUACUCCCUGGCCGAGGGCCUCUCCGAGAUGUUCCGCCUGCUCAUUGAGGGCAAACUCGCCAAGACCAACUACGUGGUCAUCAUCUGUGCCUGCCGGAAUGCGGCCAUCGACUCCUGUAUUGCUGUCACUGGAAAAUACCAAGCCCGGAUUCUUUCUGAGAGCCUCCUCAGCCCAGCGGAGUACCAGAGGGAAGUCCACUACGAGCUGGUGACGGGGAAGGUGGACUCCUUGGGGGCCUUUUUUAGCACCCUCUGCCCAGAGGGGGACAUGGACAUUCUACUGGACAAAUUCCAUCAGGAAAAUCAAGGCCAUGUUUCUUCCUCGCUCCCUGCCUCCUCUGUCACUCAAGCAGCAGCCCUGGACGUCAGUGGGACACCUGUGUGCACAAGUUGCCACCUGGAGCCGCGUGGCGUCCGGCCCUUCCAGCUGGCAGUGGCCCAGAAGCUCCUCUCCCACGUGUGCUCGAUUGCGGACUCCAGCACCCAGAACCUGGACUUGGGCUCCUUCGAGAAGGUGGACUUUCUAAUUUGCAUUCCGCCCUCGGAAGUGACCUACCAGCAGACCCUGUUCCACAUCUGGCAUUCAGGUGUUUUACUGGAGCUUGGCCUGGAAAAGGAGCCCAUGACCAAGCAGCGGGUGGAGCAGUACGUUCUGAAGCUAGAUGCAGAGGCGCAGACGAGAUUUAAGGCCUUUCUGCAAAACUCCUUCCAGAACCCGCAUACCCUCUUUGUGCUAAUCCACGAUCAUGCCCACUGGGAUCUUGUGAGUAGCGCUGUUCAUAACCUCUAUUCUCAAAGUGACCCGCCUGUGGGCCUGGUGGACCGACUACUCAACUGCAGGGAGGUGAAGGAAGCCCCCAACAUCGUGACCCUUCACGUGACCUCUUUCCCUUACGCGCUGCAGACACAGCACACCCUCAUCAGCCCCUACAACGAGAUCCACUGGCCCGUCUCCUACAGUAACGGAGUGGACUUGUACCAUGAAAACAAGAAGUACUUCGGGCUGUCGGAGUUCAUUGAAUCCACCCUUUCGGGACACAGCCUUCCCUUGCUCAGAUAUGAUAGCUCCUUUGAGGCCAUGGUCACUGCUUUAGGAAAAAGGUUCCCCCGCCUGCACAGCGCGGUGAUCAGGACCUUUGUUCUCGUGCAGCACUACGCCGCCGCCAUGAUGGCGGUGCGCGGCCUCCCGCAGAUGAAGAACCACACGUCGGUGGAGACGCUGGAGAUCACGCAGAACCUCCUCAACGCCCCCAAGCAGUGCCCCUGCGGCCACGGGCUCAUGGUCCUGCUGCGGGUGCCCUGCUCGCCCCUGGCGGCCGUGGCCUACGAGCGGCUGGCCCACGUGCGGGCGCGGCUGGCCCUGGAGGAGCACUUCGAGAUCAUCCUGGGCAACCCCAGCUCGGGCAUCACCGUGGGGAAGCACUUCGUGAAGCAGCUCAAGAUGUGGCAGAAAAUCGAGGACGCAGAGUGGAGGCCUCAGACCUACUUGGAGUUGGAAGGCCUGCCGUGCAUCCUGAUCUUUAGCGGGAUGGACCCGCAUGGGGAGUCCUUGCCAAGGUCCCUGAGGUACUGUGACCUGCGUCUCAUAAACUCCUCCUGCUUGGUGAGAACAGCCUUGGAGCAGGAGCUGGGCCUGGCUGCCUAUUUUGUGAGCAAUGAGAUUCCCUUGGAAAAGGGAGCCAAGAACGAGGCCCUGGAGAGUGAUGGGGAGAAGCUGAGCAGCACAGACAAUGAGGACGAGGAGCUGGGGACAGAAGUGUGUUUUGAAGCAGGCUCCACCUCGGAGAAGAGGAGCCCUGUGAAGAGGGAGCGGUCCUCCUCUCACGACUCGGCGUCCUCCUCCCUGUCCUCCAAAGCGUCCAGCUCAGCACUCUGCAGCGAGACCUCAGCUCAGGUGUCUGGGCCCCCGCAGGGAGAUCAGGCCAGAUCACCCCCGCCCUGUGGCCCCGCAGAGGAGGCCAGGGCCGCGGGGGAGAAGCUGUGGCUCCGAACAAGUCAGGGUCCACCGAUGGGCAUCAGCAGGCAGGGCCCUGGACACCCCCCACCGCCAGACUGUGGCCUCAGGACCAGCCAGAGGGGCCUGCAGGUGUCGGUCACAGCUUCUUCCCAGCUGCCCUCCUUGGGCUCCACCUCCAUGUCCACGGCACCGGCCACUGGCACGCUCGUCCUGCAGGCCUCACAGUGCUCCGUGACCAAGGCCUGUCGGCAGCCGCCCACCGUCUUCCUGCCCAAGCUGGUGUACGACGUGCUCGUGUCCACCGACAGCAGCGGGCUGCCCAAGGCCGCCUCCCUCCUGCCCGCACCCUCAGUCAUGUGGACCAGCUCCUUCCGGCCCCUGCUCAGCAAGACCAUGACGUCCACAGAGCAGUCCCUCUACUAUCGGCAGUGGACGGUCCCCCGGCCCAGCCACAUGGAUUAUGGCAACAGGGCCGAAGGCCGCGUGGACAGCUUCCACCCUCGCAGGCUGCUGCUCAGCGGACCCCCUCAGAUCGGGAAGACGGGCGCCUACCUGCAGUUUCUCAGCAUUUUGUCCAGGAUGCUCAUUCGGCUGACAGAAGUGGAUGUUUAUGAUGAAGAAGAGAUCAACACCAGCCUCCGAGAAGAAUCGGAUUGGCAUUACCUCCAACUCAGUGACCCCUGGCCGGACCUGGAGCUGUUCCAGAAGAUGCCAUUUGACUACAUCAUUCAUGAUCCCAAGUAUGAGGAUGCCAGUCUGAUCUGUGCCCACCAUCAGAGCAUCAAGAGUGAAGACAGGGGCAUCUCCCGGAAGCCCGAGGACCUUUACGUGCGGCGUCAGACGGCGCGGAUGAGGCUGUCCAAGUACGCGGCCUACAACACGUACCACCACUGUGAGCAGUGCCACCAGUACAUGGGCUUCCACCCCCGCUACCAGCUCUAUGAGUCCACCCUGCACGCCUUUGCCUUCUCUUACUCCAUGCUAGGAGAGGAGAUCCAGCUGCACUUCAUCAUCCCCAAGUCCAAGGAACACCACUUUGUCUUCAGCCAACCCGGAGGCCAGCUGGAGAGCAUGCGCCUUCCCCUCGUCACAGACAAGAGUCACGAAUAUAUAAAAAGCCCGACGUUCACUCCAACCACUGGCCGACAUGAACACGGACUCUUUAAUCUCUACCACGCGAUGGAUGGCGCCAGCCACUUGCACGUGCUGGUGGUCAAGGAGUACGAAAUGGCCAUCUAUAAGAAGUACUGGCCCAACCACAUCAUGCUUGUGCUCCCGAGCAUCUUCAACAGCGCUGGAGUGGGUGCUGCCCAUUUCCUAAUCAAGGAGCUGUCCUACCAUAACCUGGAGUUGGAGCGGAACCGGCAAGAGGAGCUUGGGAUCAAGCCGCAGGACAUCUGGCCUUUCAUUGUGAUCUCAGACGACUCCUGCGUGAUGUGGAACGUGGUGGACGUGGACUGUGCGGGGGAGCGGAGCAGGGAGUUUUCCUGGUCAGAGAGGAACGUCUCCUUGAAGCACAUCAUGCAGCACAUCGAGGCCUCCCCCAACAUCACCCGCUACGCCCUGCUGGGCAUGCGCAAGUGGGCCAGCAAGACGAGGGGCGGCGAGGUGCGGGAGCCUUUCUCCCGCUGCCAUGUGCACGAUUUCAUCAUCCUGAACGUGGACCUGACCCAGAACGUGCAGUACAACCAGAACCGGUUCACGUGUGACGAUGUGGACUUCAACCUGCGGGUGCACAGCGCCGGCCUCCUGCUCUGCAGGUUCAACCGCUUCAGCGUCAUGAAGAAGCAGAUCGCGGUGGGUGGACACAGGUCCUUCCACAUCACCUCCAAGGUGUCUGAUAGCUCCGCGGCGGUCGUGCCGGCCCAGUACAUCUGUGCCCCCGACAGCAAGCACACGUUCCUGGCGGCCCCGGCCCAGCUCCUACUGGAGAAGUUCCUCCAGCACCACAGCCAGCGCUUCUUCCCACUCUCCCUGAAGAACCACAGCCACCCCGUGCUGUCCGUGGACUGCUACCUUAACCUGGGGUCUCAGAUCUCUGUCUGCUACGUGAGCUCCAGGCCCCACUCUCUGAACAUCAGCUGCUCGGACCUCACGUUCAGUGGGCUGCUGCUGUACCUCUGUGACUCUUUUGUGGCAGCUAGCUUUUUGAAAAAGUUUCAUUUUCUGAAAGGUGCCACGUUGUGCGUGAUCUGUCAGGACCGGAACUCGCUCCGACAGACAGUUGUCCGCCUGGAGCUGGAAGACGAGUGGCAGUUCCGGCUGCGGGAUGAGUUCCAGACCGCCAAUGCGAAAGAAGACAGGCCGCUCUUUUUUCUGACUGGACAGCACAUCUGAGAGCUGCCCAGAGCUUUGGAGAGUGGAUGGGCAGAGCUCUCCUGCUGUUGGGGCCAAAGAUCCUGGGACCAUGAGGUGUUAGAGCCGAACAAGCCCCAGAGACUCUCUGCUGUGCAGCCCUCCCACCAUGGUACAUGCUGUGCCUGUGGCUGCAUGCUGGGCAGUGACUGGGGGCCAUGAGGACCAGUCUCUGAUGGGCAGGACCGAAAACCCAAGACCCUGUGGCCUGGGUCAGACCUCUCAGCCUUGGUUCUGUGAAGUCCAUUUUAUGAAGAAGGAGGUUUUGCUCUCUCUCCUGCCACUCACGUGCUUCCGUGGACAGCCCUGACUUCUUUCACUCUGAAGAGCCUGGGACGACCUUGUGAGGUGCAAGUAUUUCAGGCAGUGGGUGUGACUGCAGUAGGUAGAUGUCCCCGUAACUUCCUCCAAAGCCAUAUUCUAUAGGAUCAUUUAUCCAUAAAGACUGGAGACAAGAAAAAAUAGGAAGUGGAUCAUUUUAAUGAGAAUUAGAAUUAUUUAAUUCCCUGCCAGUUUACUCUUUCAGGAGCUAGCCCAGAGGCACCAAAUUUAAUAAGGUAAAAUGAAUUAUUUUACUUCAGAGCAAAUAUUAUUCUAUUAAAAUAGGAUUGGGUAAAUACCCUAUCUUUUAGAAAGUGCAAAAUUAAAAAGAAGCUAUCUUUAAAACUAAAUGGCUUUAAGGAGGAAAUUAGAGUUAUAGAAGUUGACCUAAAAUUUUCCUUACAAAGGAAAGGACAGCAUUGCUUACUUGGAAAAAUAAUGAAAACAUCCAAAGAAAUGCAUGAAAUAGUUAAGAACUAGACUUAGGACUAGGACUCAGAGAAGCCCAGUUUGCAGCUCCUAGGUAGCAUGUUUUCUCCCAUUCCUGCUUGGCUCCUGGGGGGAGAGUCUCCCCUGACCAGAGAGGAGGUGGCAGAAAAGCAAGCAUGUGCCCCAGGUUGACACUUUCACAGCCGCAGCGCCUGCUAAAACCAGCAUCCUAGAGCGCCACCUACAGGCCAGAUGCUGUUCCAUGGUUAUCCGAAUUCUCUCCCUUUGGGAAAGCCAGAAAGUUGGGAUGCGACUCGCCAAGGUCAAACAGCUGGCCAGAACUAGAAGCACAAUUCCAACUAUUGGUCUCAGGACUCCACGGUCCAGGACUCUUCCCCAUACCACACUGCUUUUGAAGUAGUCCACAGCUGAAGGAAAAGUUUAAAGAUAUUAAAAAAUUAAUCAUCAGAAUGCAUUCUUCCAUGUCCACAACUGGAGCAGAAACUGUUUUUAAAAAUGAUGCCAAAGAGUUCGGGUCAAUCUCUUUUUCCCCUAUGGAAGAAAGUCCACCAGUCUAAAAUAUUCAGAUCAAUGUUUAUAAAAUGAUCACUUUGUAUAUGUAAUUAUUCCUAUUUUGGAAUAAAAACUGACCUUUAGUUAAACCUGCCUUUUGUAAAUAGUAGCUCCUGUGUCAUUCUCUCCAUUUUAUUAGUUAAUUUAAACUUGGAGCAAAACAAAAACCCAAACUAAUACUUUUGUCUGUUCCAGUCUUAUAAAUAAAACUUACAGUGCACUUAU